AUGAUUUUAACAACUUUCACCAUCUUAUUGUUCCUCCCGGAGUCGGUGGUCACCUUGAAGGGCGAUGGAGGAUCAGCCUCCAGGUCCACGCGUCUGGACUGCGUGCGGGCCAGCGAGCAGUGCCUGAAGGAGUCCUCCUGCAGCACCAGGUACCGGACCAUGAGGCAGUGUGUGGCGGGCAGGGAGAGCAACUUCACCGCGGUGUCCGGGCUGGAGGCGCAGGGCGAGUGCCGCAGCGCCAUCGAGUCCAUGAAGCAGAGCCCGCUGAAUCACUGCAGGUGCAGGAGAGGCAUGAAGAAGGAGAAGAACUGCCUCCGGAUCUUCUGGAGCAUCUUUCAGAGCCUACAGGGUAACGAUUUGCUGGAAUAUUCUCCGUAUGAACCUGUCAACAGCCGCCUGUCAGACAUCUUCCGCCUGGCGCCCAUCAUCGCCGCCGAGCCCGCUUCCGCGAAGGAGAACAACUGCCUGAACGCUGCCAAAGCCUGUAACCUGAACGACACGUGUAAGAAAUACCGCUCGGCGUACAUCAACCCCUGCACCAGCCGGGUGUCGGCCUCCGAGGCGUGCAACAAGCGCAAGUGCCACAAAGCCCUGCGGCAGUUCUUUGACAAGGUUCCAGCUAAAUACAGCUACGGGAUGCUGUACUGCUCCUGUCCAGCAGGGGACCAGACGGCCUGCGCGGAACGAAGACGACAAACCAUCGUGCCCGUCUGCUCCUACGAGGACAAAGACAAACCAAACUGUCUGUCUCUGCAGAACUCCUGCAAGACCAACUACAUCUGCAGGUCAAGGCUGGCAGACUUCAUCAGUAACUGUCAGCCAGAAGCUCGCUCCAUCUCCGGCUGUCUGAGGGAGAACUACGCUGAUUGUCUGCUGUCGUAUUCCGGACUCAUCGGUACGGUGAUGACGCCCAAUUACGUGCGAUCUCUUGGAUUCAGCCUCUCGCCGUGGUGCGACUGCAGCAGCAGCGGGAACGGAAAACCGGACUGUGAUAAAUUCUCAGAGGUUUUCACCAAGAACAGAUGCCUGCGUAACGCCAUCCAGGCUUUUGGCAACGGUACAGAUGUCGGAGUUUGGCAACCCCAGCCCCCCAUCCAGCCCACGGCAGCAGAUCCCAGCAUCAGCCGGAGAAACAAGGAGCGAGGAGGCGGAGCUCCGGACGCAGACCGGACCAAACCGCAUCUCGACAGAGACUCGUUAUAUCAUAUCUGCGGAACCUUACAGGCCCAGAAGCUGGUGUCUAAUCAAACGAUGGAUACUGAGCAGUGUGUGAACCAUCAACUGGACGAGUCCAGCGACUCCAACGCCGUCGCCAGAAGUUCCCCGGCUGAGCUCGGCUGCCUUCACACCUCCAGUCUGCUCCUGGCUCUGGUCUUUGCUUUCACACCUACAGUGCUACCGCAGGAAGGCUUCUACCUUUUGUAG
This is a messenger RNA of Limanda limanda (common dab), 1425 nucleotides long. It is a transcript of the gene gfra1b, whose product is annotated as gdnf family receptor alpha 1b. Gene Ontology annotation, biological process: nervous system development. Gene Ontology annotation, molecular function: signaling receptor activity. NCBI's taxonomy places the organism in Eukaryota, Metazoa, Chordata, Actinopteri, Pleuronectiformes, Pleuronectidae. The record is from RefSeq and is a predicted model, not a curated record. The transcript is spliced from 10 exons. Bases 1 to 1425 code for a protein of 474 amino acids. Gene Ontology annotation, cellular component: signaling receptor complex; external side of plasma membrane.